This is a messenger RNA of Anisakis simplex (herring worm), 510 nucleotides long. Lineage: Eukaryota; Metazoa; Nematoda; Chromadorea; Rhabditida; Anisakidae. The record is from the annotation of a GenBank genome assembly.
AUGUUGAAAUAUCUGCUAAAUUUAGGUCCUCGCGGAAAAGAUGGAACGAAAUUUCAGAAAGGACCUCGAGGUCCAAAAGGACUGCCCGGUCCACAGGGUCCGAUUGGUGAUGAAGGAAGACCAGGAAAACGGGGAGAGGAUGCACGUCCUGGACGUGCUGGUGAUAACGGUCCACGUGGUCCACCUGGUCCGCCUGGCAAAGACGGAAAGCCUGGUCCAAAGGGACGCCAAGGAAACCCUGGUGAAGAUGCAGCCUACUGUUCGUGUCCAAAGCGUGGAAACAAAGACUCUAAAUCCACAAACCGUACUGUGAUCGACGAACCAUUGGAAAUUGUAACAAAUGUCACUGAGAGCCCCACAGAUACGCAGCCAAAAACAGUGACCAACCCGUAUGAAACAACAUCGCUUUGGCCGUCAUCAGGUAAGCAAAGCGAUUCUUUAGCAAACGUCUCACUGCAGUCGAUUGACAAUAAACUUCUCGAAAGGCACUUCAUGUGUAACAAACUGUGA